Lotus japonicus is the source of this 1904-nucleotide messenger RNA. RefSeq lists its product as uncharacterized. Lineage: Eukaryota; Viridiplantae; Streptophyta; Magnoliopsida; Fabales; Fabaceae. Gene Ontology annotation, biological process: L-tryptophan biosynthetic process. The record is from RefSeq and is a predicted model, not a curated record. The transcript has 6 exons. The coding region runs from base 156 to 1664 and encodes 502 amino acids. Gene Ontology annotation, molecular function: pyridoxal phosphate binding; L-serine hydro-lyase (adding indole, L-tryptophan-forming) activity; tryptophan synthase activity.
AACCUUGCAAUAAAUAGGGUGCGGUCGGAACCAUCGUGUGAGGCUAAAAAGACAAGUGUGUUCAAAGUCUUGAACUAGUUUUUUGUAUUUAGUGCUAGAGACAGAAGCAGUGAAGUCUGCAUUUUUCUGCCAAGAUCCGAAUAUAGAACACAACAAUGAUGAUCGCUGAUACAGCUUCUUCUGUUUCUUCACUUCGUACUACUUCACCAUACUGCUUCUACUCUAAAGUUGAAAAGCAAUGGCCCCAGAGGUUUGCCUUGAGUGUAAAACCAAAGCAUCUGAGGCUCUCAAAUGCCUGCAAAGUGAGAGCCACUUUAGAUUCUAACAGAUCAAUUGACAUUCCCAAGCAAUGGUACAAUCUUAUAGCAGAUCUACCCAUUAAACCGCCUCCGCCAUUGCAUCCUAAGACCCAUCAACCAAUCAAACCAGAAGACUUGGCACCUCUUUUUCCUGAUGAGUUAAUAAGACAGGAGGUGACAAGUGACAGAUUCAUAGACAUACCAGAUGAAGUUCUUGACGUUUACAAGCUUUGGCGCCCGACCCCUCUCAUUAGAGCCAAGAGACUGGAAAAGCUGCUUGAUACACCUGCAAGAAUUUACUACAAGUAUGAAGGUGUAAGCCCAGCAGGAUCACACAAACCCAACUCUGCUGUUCCACAAGCCUGGUAUAACUUACAAGAAGGCGUCAAGAAUGUCGUGACAGAAACCGGUGCUGGACAGUGGGGAAGUGCAUUAGCCUUUGCAUGCAGCAUAUUUGGCCUGGGCUGUGAGGUGUGGCAAGUACGCGCUUCAUAUGAUUCAAAACCAUAUCGAAGAUUGAUGAUGCAAACAUGGGGUGCAAAGGUCCACCCAUCUCCAUCUAUGAUCACUGAAUCAGGUCAAAGAAUUCUUCAAGAGGAUCCAUCAAGCCCAGGGAGUUUAGGCAUAGCUAUAUCAGAAGCUGUGGAGGUUGCUGCUAAGAACCCUGAUACCAAGUACUGCUUGGGGAGUGUGCUCAACCAUGUUUUACUCCACCAGAGUGUUAUAGGAGAAGAGUGCCUUAAACAAAUGGAAGCUAUUGGGGAAACCCCAGAUGUCAUCAUAGGAUGCACUGGUGGUGGUUCCAACUUUGCAGGACUUAGUUUUCCAUUCAUUAGAGAGAAGCUGAAUAAGAAAAUCAACCCUGUUAUAAGAGCAGUUGAACCAGCAGCAUGUCCUUCAUUAACAAAAGGAGUAUAUGCAUAUGAUUACGGCGAUACAGCAGGGAUGACUCCGUUGAUGAAAAUGCACACACUUGGCCACGACUUCGUUCCUGAUCCAAUUCAUGCUGGGGGCUUGCGGUACCACGGUAUGGCGCCAUUGAUCUCACAUGUUUUUGAGUUGGGUCUAAUGGAAGCAAUUUCAAUUCCACAAACUGAAUGCUUUCAUGGUGCUAUACAGUUUGCAAGGUCUGAAGGGUUGAUACCAGCUCCAGAACCAACUCAUGCCAUUGCUGCAACCAUUAGGGAAGCUAUUCAUUGUAGAGAGACUGGAGAGGCAAAGGUUAUUCUGACAGCAAUGUGUGGACAUGGCCAUUUUGACCUUCCAGCUUAUGAGAAGUACUUGCAAGGUUCUAUGGUUGACCUUUCAUUCUCAGAGGAAAAGAUGAAAGCUUCAAUGGCCAAUAUUCCUCAAGUCACACCCUGAGCUCAAUGGUGUAGUGCGAUCCAUAUAGAGGCAGUUUGGAUGAGCUUCUUUAUAAGCUCUUAUAGAAAAAGAGCUUUUUGUAGGAGCUCUAAAUGAAAAAGCUCCUCUUAAAUAAGCUAUUUAGCGUUUGGAUGCACACAUACAUAAGUGCUUAUUCAAGUAGAAAGUGGCGUUUGGAUACAUUUGUAUAAGCACUUUUAUUUUAUAAAAUUACGAAAAAGGUCAUGAUUUUAAUAUUAA